GCAAGUCCCACACUCAGCUGGCCCCGGGGAGGAGGUUGGUUGCGGGGUGGCGAGGAGUGACGUGGAUAAACAGGCCCCGCCCCUCUCAGCUCUGGCGUCCGCAGCGGGGCUGGCAGUGGCAGUGGUUCAGGCCGAGUAGUGUGUGUUGUGAUCGUGGGCUAACCUCACCUACACCCACCCCCCGGCCGCUCGCCACACACCGGGCCGCCGCAGGAGCCUACCGAGUUGUCGAAAGAUCAGCCGGGCAGCAGACAGUCGUGUGGUCCCCCUCAGACGGACGCACCAUCACCACCACCACCACCGCUGCCCCUCCUGCCGCCGCCGCUGUCGUAACCACCACCACCACUGGCACCUCCUCCUCCUCCUCCCCCCUUCAGCCUGUAGUGAUCGCCAGCGCCUCCUCCACGACCAACACGAUGUCUCGAAAGAUAUCCUGCAACCCGAAGGCGAUAAAGGAUGCCGUCAACGCCAACUUGCUGCCCAUCCUGACGGUCUCCGGUGUGACGGGCGGCGUGGUGCUUGGCCUCAUCCUACGGUACUCGCGCGAGGAGCCAUGGACGAAGCGAGAGAUCAUGUACGUGGGCUACAUCGGAGAGCUGUUCCUGCGAGCGCUCAAGGCCCUCAUCAUCCCCCUCAUAGUCUCCUCCCUGGUGUCAGCUAUCGGAUCUCUGGACUUGACCCUCUCGAAGAAGAUUGGCCUGCGCGCCAUCUGCUACUACCUGACGACGACGGUGUUGGCUGUGGUCCUGGGCAUCAUCCUGGUGGUCACCAUCCACCCCGGCAAGGGCAGCGACGAGGGCAUCAAGAAGGCAGGCGAGGCACGCAGCGUCUACACCCCCGACCUGCUCAUGGAUCUGCCUAGAAACUUCUUCCCGCCCAACCUGAUCCAGGCCUGCUUCGAGACGCACAAGACGGUGAUCGUGGAGCCCAAUAUGGAAGACCUCGUGAACGAUACCCAAUAUUUGGAAUGGAUCGAAAAUAAUAACUUGACGAUCGGUACAUUGCCCCCUAAGUCUGACUGGGACAUCAAGUCGGAGUACGCCCGCGCAAUGAACAUUAUGGGCCUUGUGAGCUUUGCAACCGUCCUCGGCCUGGCUCUGUCCACGCUGGAUGCCCGCGGGAAGCCCCUCCUCGAAUUCUUCCAGUCUCUCUCCGACGCCUCCAUGGUCAUCACCUCCUGGCUCAUCUGGAUCUCCCCCAUCGGUAUCCUCUUCCUGGUGGCUUCCAUGAUGAUCGAGAUGGAGGACUUCAGCGUCAUGUUGGGUCAGCUCGGGAUGUACUUCGGCACGGUGGUUCUCGGCAUCUUCAUCCAUGGCUUCAUCGUCCUGCCCGUCCUCUACACCGUCUUCACCCGCAAGCUUCCCUUCCGCUUCCUGGCCAACAUGGGGCAGGCCUACAUCACCGCCUUCGCAACCGCCUCCAGCUCAGGAACCCUGCCAGUGACCUUCCAGUGCCUUGAGGAGAAGAACCACAUCGACAGGCGCGUGACCCGCUUCGUCAUUCCCAUCGGCGCCACCAUCAACAUGGACGGCACCGCCCUCUACGAAGCCGUGGCCGCCAUCUUCAUCGCGCAGGUCCGAGGGAUAGCUCUCUCCAUCGGCCAGGUCGUCGCUAUCAGCAUCACCGCCACAGCGGCAGCCAUCGGGGCAGCAGGCAUCCCGCAGGCCGGUCUGGUGACGAUGGUGAUGGUGCUGGACGUGGUGGGGCUGCCGGCCGAGGACAUGACUCUGAUUAUUGCUGUGGACUGGUUGCUCGACCGAUUCCGUACCAUGAUCAACGUCCUGGGAGACAGCAUCGGCGCCGGCCUCGUCUACGAACUCAGCAAGAAGGAACUGGAGCAACUGAACGUCAACGCGAAUGGAGACGUCGAUCGACCCUCGAACGAAAUUGGUUUGGAUGCCGUGGAGUCCAGCAAGAUGUGAGAGCAAGAGAGAGUUAGCGAGGCUCAGCUUAAUGUACAGUUCACAACGUCUUCUAACCUGACUCCCGACACCUCAGCCCCAGCCGCCGCCAGGGACGCGACCCAGCGCAGGAGGGACGGGGAGUCACAGCCGCCGCAAUCAUCCUCUUCCUCGCAGCAUGAAACUCUCCUCUAGUGGGAUCGGUUUGCUAGCCGCGCGAUCCAAACCAACUCCCUCCUCCACAAGCCCUCUUUUCUUGCCCUGGCGUUGCAGCGGUUGGUUGUAGUACAUCCUGUGUGUGCGUGUAUAAGUUAUCUGUGGUGUUCCCAAAUAGUUUUUAUAAGUAAAACAGCCACACCGCCGUCGGACAAAACUAGAACACACAGGAGAAAGUGAUGCUUUAAUUUUCCCUUCCGUCUCUUUUUCUGUCUCGGUGUCACGUCUUUCCUUCCAGAUCCUUAACUUUCCAGUCUUUCUCUUCUCCACCUUUGAAGACACAAUAAAGCCUGUACGUAUCAUGGCUGGUGAGGGUCCAGUGUCGCCUUGUCGCCUCCAGUGUCCGCCUGUCCCGACCACUAGACACCCGAGGGCUCAGUUUAGUCUCUCACGCACCAGUCAGUCAGUCUUCCUCGUUGAGCUGCCCAGGGAAGGGGAGAAGAGCCAGGCGGCCGUGCGUGGGUUUGGUGGCCGCAAGAUAAUCACUCUCCCGCACUACCACUACAUGUGUAUCCUUUCGUGUUUUCUCAUUGUGUGAUUAUGAACAUCUUUGUAGCAUACUUCUCUCUUUUAUUUACUUGUUUGUCCCUUUUGUUUUAUCUUCGCUACUCUUUAUGUAAUGUUCUUUGAUUUCAUGCCUCUUAGUUUAAACAUUCUUUCUAUGGUCUCUUCUUACCUAUUCAAUUUGUAUAUUUUAAUCUACUAUCACGGUGAAAAGUAGUAUUUGUAAAGUGAACUUGUGAACUUUCAGAUCUUUAUCAUUUUCAGUUUUAUUCUUUUUUCAUCCAGGAAUGCAUUCCAUCUCAAAUUUGCAUUUAAUAUGCAUACAUUUUUAGUAUUUAUUUUACAUUCAGCACUUUGUUUCAUUUUAGCAUAUUUCAGAUGUUCAGGAAACCACAGCAUAUUUGCAUUUGUUUUUGUUUUUUUUUGCACAUAAAGACAUCCGUACAUUUCACUGUUAUUCACUGCCUUGCUGUAGUGGAGUCAGGCGGCGUGUGAGUAGGCUCUUCGGCGCCUCACACGGGCACCCUCAGGCGGUAGUGAGCCGCGUGGCCUGGUUGGACCCCGACACACCCUUGGGUCUCCUCUCCUCGUGGUCAGAUGGAGUUUUAGACAAGAACCAAACACAAAUAACUGUAAAGGUGGUAAUGUGUGUAUUUGAGGCAAUUAGGAUGGGGAACCGGGGGCCAUAGACCUAGCUAGCUAACUGUUAUGUAAGUAAUCGUUCGAAACUUCCAUAUUGCCUAAGUGUUAAGUGAGUCAAUCUUUAUGAUAGCGAGGGAGGUUCAGUCUCUCCAGUCUUCUCGUAGUCGACUGGUCGAGAGAGGGCGUUUGAAGUUGUUGUUUCUUUUUGUUGAGACGUUGUAUUUUAAUAGUCUAUUACUGUCGUAGUGAAUGGUAAAAGUUGAUGAAGAGUUCAGAAUUUUUUUUAACUAAUUUUAUAUUUGUAGGAAACCUCAUGAAUAUUUUUUAUUUGCUUGCGAAUAACCAUCUUCAGAGAUGAAGAUUUUUUGUUCAUUUUGUCUUCACAGCAUAUCAAACUAUUCUUUAAGGAAGGAACCCAGUUUCAUGUAUAUACUAAAAAUAUAUAUUUAAACUUACUGUAAAUCAGAUCUUACUACUUCUUAGAGACGACAAACUGACUAUUUGGUAAUGUACUAUAGAGAAGCUGUUUUGUAUUGUUGUCACGUUGGAGAGUCUACGGAAACGCAUAAUACUACUUGUUUGUGUCGUCUGUCGGUGUAGUGUGUAGCGACCACCCUCACCCGUACCUCCGGGACCGCCGAGACGAGGCUUGUGAGAAAGAAAAGGGAGUGAUGAAGCGUCACGAGUCAUGUUCACGCAACUUGGAAGCUCAAUAACAAGUCACAGGUCACAAGUCACUGUGCUGUUUUUAUUUUUUUUAAAAGAGCAAAGCCAUUUCUUGCUUGAUUUAUUUCUUAAUGGUCGCCUGUGAAGAGUAAAAACUGUUUGGAUCUUGGUAGUUUUGAGGGAAGAAAAAAAAUGUUUGUAAUCAUGUCCGUCGGUCUCGUCAUAUCAAAGUUUGUUGUCUGAUUUUUGGAUGAGAUGCAGCUUACAUGUGUUCAUCUUUUGGCAGUCUUGUACACACACACACACACACACACACACACACACACACACACACACACACACACACACACACACACAACACAACACACUGCGACACAUCUUGGAAUGGCUAUAAGAGUGGGGAGAAGGCCUUUUAUGUCGUUCACUCACUCAUGCUGUGCCGUGCAGGAGUCAGGCGCGAAGGGAAUGGAAAAGAAGGUAAAGGUAAUGAAAAUAAAGAAGAACACGACUUGAAUCUGUUGCCACAUUUGUAAAAUCUAGCGAGUAAGAUUUGUGUUGAAAUUAGCGAUUAAUGUGUAAACUUGUUCUUGUUGUUUCUCCUGUGAAGGUAUUUCUACUCUUAAACGACUCACCUCUCUUUUUUUAUCUUAUUUUCCGCUUUCCUGACUUCCUUUUCUCAACCCCUUUCAUCUUCUAGCUGUGGAAUCGGGUCAUCUGAUGUCACGCUUAGCACACUACGAUAUCAAAUCAAUGUGUUCUUAAGGCUCUUCGUGUGGACAUGCUCUAAUAUAUAUCACCUAAUUUAAAGAGAGUAAACAUGUAUAGUUGACAACCCCAAACAGUACUACUAAUAAUACUAAUGGUAAUAAUUGGUCAUAGGCUAAAGUAUCGUCUCUCUGUAUUACUGUCGUUCUUUGUUUUUGUUGACUGUGUAUUUGUGAAGGAUCAAGCAAUUCCGAGCCCGAGUCAAGGACGUUGUUGUGUGGGCAUUAAGGAGUUUCAUCAUUUGCUAAACUUUUCACGAGAGGCGAGUUGCUUGCUACCUCACAACCCUGGAAACACAAGAUGGCAAGUGAAAAUAAGCGUGUGAGUGAGGGAGGGUUAAAAAAAAGUGGCGUGAGUGAACAGAAAAAUAUAAAAAGCAUGAAUGUGGGAAAAAGGACAAUAAAGCGUGAGUGAAAAAAAAGGUCAAAAAAUAAUGUGUUGGGGACAAGUCAGAGUGAAUGAAUAGAGCAAAACAAAACUUAAAAAUGGAUGAAAAUUAAAUAACGUAUGUAUGAGAGUGAAUUGAUACAUCUAUUACCGAUAAGAGAACCUACCCUUUAUUAUUUUCCUUCAGAAUUUGGAAGAACGUCAUUGUAGUUUUGUGACUAGCGAAUAUGACGUUUGUAAUUGCAUUUAUUAUUUUUUACGCUGCCCGCCGCGGUGAGGGCGUGACUGAGGCGUGAGAGUUGCCAGUGUGUAGACAUAAGUUUCAAACCCUCUUCAUAUCAUACCCGAUCCUCUGUUCCUUUCCCCCUUACGUGAGAAAAUGUCUUUAUAGUGAUAAUGUUUUCAUUUCUAUAGACUCUAGUUGAAAUAAAUGUUAAGAUCGUGCUUGUGGACAAAAAUUGCAAUAAAUAAAGAAAUAAAUACACAAAUA
This is a messenger RNA of Eriocheir sinensis (Chinese mitten crab), 5571 nucleotides long. It is a transcript of the gene Eaat1, whose product is annotated as excitatory amino acid transporter 3-like. The transcript is spliced from 12 exons. Gene Ontology annotation, biological process: L-glutamate transmembrane transport. The record is from RefSeq and is a predicted model, not a curated record. NCBI's taxonomy places the organism in Eukaryota, Metazoa, Arthropoda, Malacostraca, Decapoda, Varunidae. Gene Ontology annotation, cellular component: plasma membrane. Gene Ontology annotation, molecular function: neutral L-amino acid transmembrane transporter activity; L-glutamate transmembrane transporter activity; glutamate:sodium symporter activity. The coding region runs from base 417 to 1922 and encodes 501 amino acids.